AUGGAAGGUCUAAAAAUUUCCCGAGAGACCAGACAAUCCUCCAAAAUUAAGCAGAUCGAUGAAUCAUUAUUAACGCGAGAUCGAAAUCAAAAUAUUGUCAAGAUCAUUAUUCCUGAACUAGAUAAAGCUGAUACACAUGUACAUGAUGCUAUUCACGAUGUAUACAAUGCUCAAAUAAUCGAUAACGACAUAUAUAUCAAAUAUGACGGGGAAGAUAAAUCGACUAUUUACAGACUUCUUGCGAAUUCAGCCGCUGCGCAUAAUCCAAAUUGGCAUGUAAACUCUAAUGAGAUAUGUGUGGCUGGGAACAAUGACUAUCGGCCCGAUGUUAGCGUGUGGUUUCAAAGGCCGACGUUUUUAAAACGGCAAAAUCCAAUUAGAAAUUCCCAUCCACUGCCGAAUGUCUGGAUAGAGAUUUUUUAUAACAGAGAUUUAGAUCGUGAAAAAGCGUUACAUAGAAUUACUUUGGCUCAACGACAUAAUCCUAGAAUUGAAUUUGUUGGAAUGGCUCUUCCCGAAUUAGUUCGUCCGUUCCCUCAGAAUCCAAAUCCUUGGAUAGAUUCGGUUCCUGUAACUCGAGAAAAUGAUCGACCUAAUCAAGCACCAUACCUUAUACAUUGGAAUGCCAACACUAAUCCGGUUUACUUUAAAAUAAACUGGAAUGAGCAUUUGGUUCUUAGAUGUGGAUGGAUCCUCGAACUAAAUAAUGUGCUUAAUACAAUUUCUAUACCCUAA
Messenger RNA from Funneliformis geosporum, 735 nucleotides. NCBI's taxonomy places the organism in Eukaryota, Fungi, Glomeromycota, Glomeromycetes, Glomerales, Glomeraceae. The record is from the annotation of a GenBank genome assembly.